Molecule: messenger RNA, 1664 nt
Organism: Annulohypoxylon truncatum
Lineage: Eukaryota; Fungi; Ascomycota; Sordariomycetes; Xylariales; Hypoxylaceae
Exons: 3
Coding region: 673-1554 (293 amino acids)
Biological process (GO): peptidyl-proline hydroxylation to 4-hydroxy-L-proline
Cellular component (GO): endoplasmic reticulum
Molecular function (GO): iron ion binding; L-ascorbic acid binding; procollagen-proline 4-dioxygenase activity
Source: RefSeq, a predicted model, not a curated record
CUAGUGGUUAGGAUACCUGCUUGUCAUUCUUUGGCAGAGUUCGAUUCGCAGGUGGCCGGGGUUCAAUUCCCCGAUCGAGAGAUUCAUGUAGUUCUAUUUUUAUUGUUUGUUAUUCCUCUUCUAUUUGCGCCCAUGUAUCCGAGGACAGCUUAUGGUUUAGCCUCACGCAGAUUCCUCUAUCGGCUGGUUAGAAAGAGAUUAUUCAAUUCGUCACUGUCCUCGGCCGAUGAUAUGGUAUGUUCGGUAACUAGCACUCGCAAUUCUGUUAUUUCAAUAGAAUCGGCGGUGAAAUUACAUUAUAAAACAAGAACGCUAACUGCCAUAUUGUAUAAUCAAAACCUCCUUUUCCUCCAAUGCGUUGCAUUCUAUUCCAAAAAAUCCACGGUUUUUCAGCCUGUAUGUGGUGUCACCAUUCAUGCCACCGGACGUGACUGGUAUCGACAACUAUUUAGGGGAUUCGUUCGGAACUACGUAUUCCGAGCAUAUCGAAGGGGGGUUCGUGUUACUGAAUACUGAUCCAAAGCUACCUCGGAAUAUCGCUGGGCUCUACAGUUCAAGGUCGAUUGUAAUCCUCAGUCCAGUCACUCCAUGUAGUAACAGCUACAUUGGUGUAAAUCGCAUCGUAGAAGUGCCGACUACUUUACGAACGGGCUGCGUUGGUCGUAGCAAGUCAUGGCUCCUAUAACUCGACCGUCAAGCAUCGCAGCUCUCGUUAUCAUCAUAAUCGCCGCAUCAGCACCGGCCUUGUACCGAUCCGCUCUCCCAUAUCUCACAUCCCUAUCCCCACAUCUUGUCUCGUACUCCUCAUCGAUCUUAAAGACCUUCGGUCGAGAUGUUGAACAAGCGUCAUCGUCAUCGUCAUCCUUCAGCUGUAUUCAGCAUACAUACACAACCGAAAUCAUAUCCCUCGACCCCCUUCUCAUCUAUAUCGACUCGUUUCUUGCCCCUGCCGAAGUCGAGGCCCUGCUAGAAGCUGGUGAGCUCGAAUUCGCCCCUUCUCGUGUCUAUAAGCGAGGCCGCAACCAGGGCACGUCGGAUCGCACUUCCUCCUCUGCCGGUCUACCGCGCGACAACCCGGCCGUGCAAUGUGUGUUAGAGCGGGCCGAGGGCUUCCUCGGCACGAUGCUAGAUCCUUCCCGGGACGACAUUGGCCCGCCGCAAUUGGUACGUUAUACGGCCGGCCAACGCUUCAAUAGGCACCGUGACUGGUACGAGCGCCCGCAACCUGCGCGGAAGGGCAUGGGGCGCGGGAAGAGCUGGAACCGCAUCGCUAGCUUCUUUGCCAUCCUGCAAGACCAAUGCACCGGCGGCGAGACGUGGUUCCCGCUCAUUAAUACUACCGUCCCCUCGAAGGCCGACGGGAAGGGGCGCCGAUUCUGGAAAACGCACGAGGACGGGGGCUUGGCGUUUAGGCCUGUGGCUGGCAACGCGCUUUUCUGGGUCAAUUUAUUCGCGAACGGCACGGGUGAUGAUCGGACUAUCCAUGCCGGCUUGCCGGUAGAAGAGGGCUUGAAGACUGCUAUGAACAUCUGGCCGCGUAAAUUUUAUGGCUGAGAAAUGGGAACGUUCGGAUUUAAACGGAAAUAGUUUCUAAUGCGAUUACAGUAUUAAUCGAUUGGGGGAUUUCGCUAGGCAGGCCUGAAAGAAAGUUGAGAUGUCUCUUG